GCCGUUGCGGCCGUUAGGACCGGCCGACUGGCCUCAACUGGAGGCUGAGGUGACGCCAACGUGGCCCCUCAGUUCGCGCAAGGCACUCUGGGAUUCCUCGCCAUCCCCUGGCUGGUCCCCGCCGCUUUCGACGGGGAUCCCCGAGCUGCCCCCCCGUUAGGACCGGGCCAACGGUCCCCACCCCAAGUCCCCAGGGGCCACGAAGCGAGCCAAGCAGCAAGUCUGAAGACCGGUUUUGGAGGUUUGGCAUUUCAGCACCUUACACUAGGGGACCGUAGUGCGCGUCCAGCAUGGCCCGCACCAAGCAGACGGCCCGGAAGUCCACGGGAGGGAAGGCCCCGAGGAAGCAGCUGGCCACCAAGGCGGCCAGGAAGAGCGCCCCGUCCACAGGCGGGGUCAAGAAACCCCACCGCUACAGGCCGGGCACCGUGGCUCUGCGGGAGAUCCGGCGCUACCAGAAGUCCACCGAGCUGCUGAUCCGCAAGCUGCCCUUCCAGCGCCUGGUGCGGGAGAUCGCCCAGGACUUCAAGACGGACCUGCGCUUCCAGAGCGCUGCCAUCGGGGCCCUGCAGGAAGCGAGCGAGGCCUACCUGGUGGGGCUCUUUGAAGACACCAACCUGUGCGCGAUCCAUGCUAAGCGGGUGACCAUCAUGCCCAAGGACAUCCAGCUGGCCCGCCGCAUCCGUGGGGAGCGGGCGUAGCCCCGACCGUGGGGUGAUCGUGCGGGCCGAGUUUCCUCUUCUGUCCCCCGGGACGAGCCGGGCUGGGCCUCUCUGCCGCCCUGUUCAGUGGAGCCGGGCUUAAGGGGCAGUGUGGCGGAGAGGGAGGAUGUGGGAGGGCGGCAACCAGCCCUGGCCUCCAGCUCCUCCUCCUACACCACUGGCAGAGAUGGAAUUUGCCCAGCCCCUCGCCCCUACCCCUCCCUGGUUUCUUCUCUCUCUCUCUCUCUCCCGCUCUCUCUUGCCAACCCCAAAGGGGCAUUACAGGUGGUUUCAAGAAAAAG
Molecule: messenger RNA, 1003 nt
Organism: Ornithorhynchus anatinus (platypus)
Lineage: Eukaryota; Metazoa; Chordata; Mammalia; Monotremata; Ornithorhynchidae
Product: histone H3.3A
Exons: 5
Coding region: 291-701 (136 amino acids)
Cellular component (GO): nucleosome
Molecular function (GO): structural constituent of chromatin; protein heterodimerization activity; DNA binding
Source: RefSeq, a predicted model, not a curated record